AUGAACACAAAUGAGUCCAAGACCCAGUUGAAGACAGAGCCAUCUACAUGGAACACAUCCAGCAUGUCAAUCACAGAGUCAGUCGUAGAAGAGGGGCCCAGGGUUCACCGGGCAGUUAGCGUGUUCCAGCUCUACGUCCAGCCCUGGCUGGCUGAGCUGGUGGGCUCAGCCCUCUUUAUCUUCACUGGCUGCAUGUCUGUUAUUGAGAACGGGCAGGACACUGGGAGCCUGCAGCCUGCCCUGGCCCAUGGCCUGGCCCUGGGGAUCGUCAUCGCACUGCUGGGAGAGAUCAGUGGGGGCCACUUCAACCCUGCUGUCUCGGUGUCUGUCUGCCUGGUUGGGGGUCUUAAUAUCAUCCUCCUGAUCCCUUACAUAGCUGCACAACUGUGUGGAGGACUCAUUGGAGCAAGUCUGGCCAAAGUUAUCUCCCCACCACAAAAUUACUUCAACACAUCUGGUGGUGCGUUUAACACAGUGAAGGACAGAGCUCAGCUGUGGCCUGCCAUUAUAGCGGAGGUGGUUAUGACACUGUUUCUGACCUUGUCUGUGUGUAUGGGGGCGGUGAACAGCAAGACACGCACCUUCCUUGCUCCCUUCUGUAUCGGACUUACAGUCACCGCUGAUGUCCUGGCAGGAGGAGCUAUAUCUGGAGCCUGUAUGAACCCCGCACGGGCUUUUGGACCCGCAGCAGUGGCGCAUUACUGGACCUAUCACUGGAUCUACUGGGUCGGGCCCAUGAUUGGAGCACUGCUGACUGGGACUCUCAUUAGGUUAAUGCUUGGUGACGAGAGGAUUAGAUUGCUGUUGAAGUAACCUGACCAAUUCUGCCACUUCUGUAGUGUCUUUUGUACGACAUUCUACAGAAGUAGGGUGGUUUUUAGGUUGCUUUGCUUUGACUCUGUGGCUCAGUUUAUAGAACUUCUGUGAGAUCAAGGUCUAGAGACUGGUCUGGCUAGGUUGUUAGUUGACAUUGUCCUUGUUUUCCAUAUAGUUAUUGCACAAAUUGUAUUCAGUGUCAAUAUCCUGCUGAAAAAUGAAGGAUUAACCCUUUGGGAUAAAUGCUUCUGAAAUACACUGUGAUAGU
Electrophorus electricus (electric eel) is the source of this 1084-nucleotide messenger RNA. RefSeq names its product aquaporin-8-like. Gene Ontology annotation, cellular component: plasma membrane. Gene Ontology annotation, biological process: water transport; transmembrane transport. The record is from RefSeq and is a predicted model, not a curated record. Gene Ontology annotation, molecular function: water channel activity. Lineage: Eukaryota; Metazoa; Chordata; Actinopteri; Gymnotiformes; Gymnotidae.